Molecule: messenger RNA, 1512 nt
Organism: Zingiber officinale
Lineage: Eukaryota; Viridiplantae; Streptophyta; Magnoliopsida; Zingiberales; Zingiberaceae
Product: zinc finger MYM-type protein 1-like
Exons: 6
Coding region: 1-1512 (503 amino acids)
Source: RefSeq, a predicted model, not a curated record
AUGUGGCGGUUCCACAUUUUUUCAAAAGUAGGCUAUCUUAGGCCCCGGGGCUAUGGUGCAGCGGCAGGGCAUCCAGAUUGUCACUCAGGCACCCGCAGUUCAAGUCCUAGCUAUGACAAAUUUGUAGAAAUUUUUCCUCCAAAUGGGACACUGUUGAAUGUUGAUUCUGUUGUCUGCCGGUCCGCCGCGGCGCCGCGACCAGUCUGCCGCCCGUGGCCCCGGCCCGCCUGUCCACCGCAGCGUCACCCAUCCACUGCAACAGGCCAACAGCUGCAAGCCGCUGUUGAUUUGAUUAAUGACUCUGUGCAUUUUGUCCGGGAUCAGAAGCAAGGACUGUCUUUCCGUGGACAUGAUGAGUCAAGUAAUUCUUUAAAUAGAGGAAACUUUCUUGAAUUGUUUCAAUGGUACAGUCAACGAAAUGAGGAAGUUUCAAAGGUUGUUAAUCAAAAUGCUCCCGGAAACAAUCAAAUGAUUUCUCCAGCAAUUCAAAAAGACCUUACGUGUGCUUGUGCCUCUGAGAUCACACUUUCCAUAAUUGAAGAUAUUGGAAACAAUGUUUUCUCCUUAAUGGUUGAUGAAUCUCGAGAUAUUUCAGUGAAGGAGCAAAUGAGAGUUGUUUUGAGAUAUGUGAACAAAAGAGGACAAGUGAUUGAACGAUUCCUUGCAAUUGUACAUGUAUCUGACACUAGCUCUCGUUUUUUGAAGGAUGCUAUCGAUGCUUUAUUUGAGAAACAUGGAUUAUCAUUAUCUAGACUGAGAGGUCAAGGAUAUGAUGGAGUUUCAAAUAUGCGAGGUGAAUUCAAUGGGUUGAAAUCUCUCAUUUUGCAAGAAAAUCCAUAUGCAAGUUAUAUUCAUUGUUUUUCUCACCAAUUACAGUUAGUUAUUAUUGCUGUUGCCAAGAGUAAUCUCAAUGCGAGUGAUUUUUUUAACUAUGUCACUAUGAUUGUUAACACAACGGGAGCAUCAUGUAAAAGGAGAGAUCAACUUAGGCAAAUUGAACAUGAUAGGAUUGUUGCAAUGUUGGAGGGUGGAGACAUUAGUACAGGCAGUGGUAAAAAUCAAGAAACUAAUUUAGUAAGGCCAGGAGACACUCGUUGGGGAUCACACUACUUGACAUUGGGUCGUCUAUUAUCUAUGUGGCCUUCAGUGAUUCAAGUGUUGGAGAAUAUUUGUGAUGAUUCUAGUUCUUUUGAUAGUAGAGGGGUUGCCAAAAGUUUGAUUCAGAAAAUGGAGAAUUAUGAGUUUGUUUUCAUGUUGCACUUGAUGAAGAUGAUAUUCGGAAUGACAAAUGAGUUGUCACUUGUGUUACAACAAAAGGAUCAAAAUAUUGUCCAAGCCAUAAGUUUGAUUGAGAUGCCGGAGAUGAAAGACAAUUGUAUGAUUGGUGGUCGUAGUAGACGUAGAAGGCAAGUCAUCACCAAUUUGCAUUAUUAUCGUGUGGAGAUUUUCUAUCAGGUUGUUGAUUCAGUUAUACAAGAGAUGAAUACUCGUUUUUCAGAAGUUGGCACAUAA